UUCAUGAGCCUUCAAUAUGGACUACACCUCCUCCCGUCGGACCGUAACAACUUGACUGACUUUCCGACAGCAACAUGGCCGCUGUGUUGCGUUGUCUAGUGGACUGGUGGUUAAACCUGAUCGGCGAAAUCCACCGCAAGUUUGGAAUUGGCGGCGAUUCUGACCCCUCAUCCCCGAACUGCGGGGUGUUCAAGAGGGUUAUCUUCCCAGAGACAGAUCAGGCGGAAUGGCUCAACAAGGUCAUCCAGCAACUAUGGCCGUUUGUCGGCGACUUCAUGGCCGACAUCUUGAAGAAAAACGUGGAGCCGGAGUUGAAGAAAGCAGUGAUGGAUUCCUUUACCUUCAGCAAGGUCGACAUGGGCACCAAGCCGCUGCGGGUGGAGGGAGUGAGAGUGUACAACAUCAGACGGGGCGAGAUAUACAUGGACCUAGAUCUCUGCUACGACGGCGAUGCUGACAUCGACAUCGGCCUCCUGGUGUCCAACGCUGCAGGCAUUCAACAAAUCAAGCUGUUGGGGACGCUGCGCGUGGUGCUGAAGCCACUCCUAAGUGCUGCACCCCUGGUUGGGGGCGUGUCCGUCUUCUUCAUCACGAACCCGAUUCUGGACUUCGACCUGACCAACCUUGCCAACAUCAUGGACAUUCCUAUGUUCAAUACCGAGCUCCACGCCAUCAUCCAGCGUCAGCUCUCUGACCUGCUGGUCUUCCCUAAGAGAAUGGAGUACAUCAUUGGAGAGGGCGUCAAGUUCUCCAAAUUACGUUGUCCUCGUCCUCAGGGCGUGCUGGCAAUACACGUGAAGGAGGCAAAGGAUCUUAUGGAUGCUGAUGGUAUUGGAAUAUCAGAUCCAUAUGCGAAGGUCAAAGUGGGGGACCAGACGUUCCAGACGGCCAUACUCGAGAACAGGAAGGACGCCAAGUGGGACCAGAAGUUUGAUGCUCUAGUGGACUUGGCCGAGGAGCGUCUGGUAGUGACAGUGUUGGACGAGGACACCAUCGGGAGCGACGAAUGUCUGGGAACAGCGACGGUUCACAUUUCCCGUGUGAUAGAGGCUGGGAAGAUCGAUGAGUGGUUCCCCCUAGAGGGCGGAGAGAAAGGCAGCAUCAACCUGGCCCUCCAGUGGUACUACCUGGCGAACGACGCAUCAAUGCUGAAGAAUGCGGACGUGGCUAGCUGUGAUAGAGCUGACUGCCGCGUUACACAUCAAUCACGCCAAGAGAACACCGCAUUAGAGGAGCGGGAGUGCCCGCGGUGUCUUCUGAUGGUCUGCGUGGACUCCGCUAAAGGGUUACUGAAACCUGACCAGAAACCCGAAGAUGUGUCCCCCGUUGUCAGUCUGUCGUUCAAGGAGCAGGAGUUCACGAGCACCGAAGCUGCUGCCGCACCAGAGCCCUCGUGGCAACAGGACUUCCGGUUCCUGAUGACAUGCGCAGGAGAACAGAUGCUUUCAUUAAAGGUGAAGGACAGCAAGAACGACACAGUGUACGGGACUGUUGAGAUCGACAUCAAGGAUUUGAUUGGUGCUCCCGACAUGGUCCUCGACCAGUCAUAUCCCCUCUUCUCAGAGUUACAGGGAAUCACACCAGAGCUGAACCUGAAACUGGUUCUCAGGGUGCUGACUCCAGACACAGACCCAAGAUGGCUGGCAGACAGCUUCCAGUGAGUCUACAGACCACGUCUGCCUGUUGUAACACAUGGUACUAGGCAUACACCAUGGCAGUGGGCGUUAUGUGGUGCCAGACGCAGGGAUAUCCUUCCGUUUCUAGUAUAUAUACAUACUAUAUGGUUUGUCCUUGAUAGAACACAAUGUCAAUAAGAAGAGGUGAAUGAGCUUUGUUUAGGUGUCAUGGCAAUGGGCGAUUUCUGCGUCAUAUUGGUCACCUUUAUGAAUAACAUUGAUAUGAUAGGACAGUUUGUCCUCUUGAUAAAUCUGAACGAGAAAAGUGAUUUUAUCAUUCAUAUAAUAUGUCAAAGUUAUAAAAUUAGUAUUUUACCGAUCGUACUAUGCUAUCAGCUGUAGCCAAGACUGUGAUAGCAAUGCGUCUGGCGAUAGGCUAGAUAUCUGGGGCGUAUAAAUCACAUACACACACAGCGAUACUGCCACAAUGAAUUUAGCUUUGGCAUGUUUCGAGUUCAAGAAUUCAAACAAACUGAAAAUUCAUAGAAGACACAGCUUGUAUUGAGCUCAGAAUAACUUGUGCAAUGCUGACUUCGAAGCGGGUAUAAAGGAUGUAUUCUGCCGCCCAGAGAUAUAUUUCCCUCCCAGGCCGUAUACAUGUACUUUAUCAAGAUAUGUGAACCAAUCAGAUCUCAGCAUUCCGGAGGUAAGAUAAGUGGUGUUGUGAGACUUCUAUCGGCAUAUAUUUCAACUGUAAUGCUUGUUUUACACAGUGCUCCUCCAAUAUAACACUGACUAUACAACUGCCAUAAUCAAGUGUGUAUUAUUUAUGGAUAUAUUUAACAACUUGGUAUUUUAUGGGUAUGAAUUAGAUGUUUCAGAUCAUGAAAGUUACCUGACAUACUAUAUACCUAGCAUGUGUUACUUGUGAUUUCUACUUAUGUCAUGGUCAAGCGAAGGGCAUGGCGAAAAUGUGUGAAACGGUUAUUUUCUGUUAUCUUCACACGCUAUGUUUUGACCCAAAGUAACCGUUCAGCUGUAUGGUUAUGCUGUUUCUACCUAAACAAUUUUUCCUUAAAACCUGACACAUGAUAACU
Molecule: messenger RNA, 2713 nt
Organism: Haliotis rubra (blacklip abalone)
Lineage: Eukaryota; Metazoa; Mollusca; Gastropoda; Lepetellida; Haliotidae
Product: extended synaptotagmin-2-like
Exons: 19
Coding region: 75-1661 (528 amino acids)
Molecular function (GO): lipid binding
Source: RefSeq, a predicted model, not a curated record